CUAUUCAGCAUCUUGAUAAAGUUCGUUGGCAUGACAAGCAAAUUCGUGUUGCAACAUCAAAGCAUAGUAAUGUUCAGAUGCCAAAAGAAGGGCAACCGGAUGCUGGAUUAACACGUGAUUAUUCACAAUCAUCAUUGCAUCGUUUUAAAAAACCUGGUAGCAAGAAUUAUUUGAAUAUUUAUCCACCAAGUUCGACACUUCAUCUUUCUAAUAUUCCACCAAAUAUUACGGAAGAAUUUCUUACAAAUGCUUUCGAACAACGUGGCUACAUCCCUAAAGGCUUUAAAUUUUUCCCAAAGGAUCACAAAAUGGCUUUGCUACAAUUGAAUGACGUAGAAACAGCAAUUAAUGCAUUAAUCGAAAUGCAUAAUUUUAAACUAGCCGAAAAUGCGCAUCUUCGGGUAUCAUUCUCAAAAAGUGGUAUAUGA
This is a messenger RNA of Acanthocheilonema viteae, 428 nucleotides long. NCBI's taxonomy places the organism in Eukaryota, Metazoa, Nematoda, Chromadorea, Rhabditida, Onchocercidae. The record is from the annotation of a GenBank genome assembly.